This is a messenger RNA of Spinacia oleracea (spinach), 2799 nucleotides long. RefSeq lists its product as uncharacterized. Gene Ontology annotation, molecular function: protein serine/threonine kinase activity; ATP binding. The coding region runs from base 405 to 2501 and encodes 698 amino acids. The record is from RefSeq and is a predicted model, not a curated record. Gene Ontology annotation, cellular component: cytoplasm. The transcript is spliced from 21 exons. Gene Ontology annotation, biological process: protein phosphorylation. NCBI's taxonomy places the organism in Eukaryota, Viridiplantae, Streptophyta, Magnoliopsida, Caryophyllales, Amaranthaceae.
AGAGAAAAAGAAGCGACGUUCAAUUUCAGAUUUUCAUCCCGUCUAUUGCCAGCUUCGUUCUCCGAGGAGAGAGAAAACCAAAAAAAACUUGGUACUCGUAACAGAGAUAUAUCCAUGGCGUCUUCUCCGUCAUCUUCUUCCUCUACACUUCCCCGAUAAACUACUUCACUACUCCAUCGAUCUCUGUAUCAUCUCUUUGCUUCCGCAAUUAUUCCUUCUUGCUAUUCAAUCAGAUUUCAGUAUCAGAGAAGAGUACAUUGGGUGAUUUUUGUAGAUUUAGGGUCGAAUUAGGGGUUGGUUGUUUUUGUUGUUGUUGUUGUUGAAUGUGAUAUUUGCGAGGAAGUAUGAUUGAAGGAAGUUGGGUUUUAAUCGUAUUACAAGAGGUGUAAGGAGUUUUGUUGGAAAUGGCGGAUGUGGCAGCUUUUAUAGAAGCUGCGGGGUCGAGAUUUGGUGAUUUAGAGCUGAUUGGAAGAGGUUCGUUUGGCGACGUCUACAAAGGGUUUGACAAGGAGCUGAACAAAUUAGUUGCGAUUAAGGUUAUUGACCUUGAGGAAUCUGAGGAUGAUAUUGAAGAUAUUCAGAAGGAAAUUUCAGUUCUGUCACAAUGCCGCUCGCAGUAUAUCACUGAGUACUAUGGUUCUUAUCUCCAUCAAACAAAAUUAUGGAUAAUAAUGGAAUAUAUGGCUGGUGGCUCUGUUGCUGAUUUACUGCAGUCAGGUCCCCCUCUUGAUGAAAUAUCGAUAGCCUGCAUCUUACGUGAUUUAUUGCAUGCUAUUGAUUAUCUCCAUGCUGAAGGGAAAAUCCACAGAGAUAUUAAAGCGGCAAAUAUUUUGCUGACUGAGAAUGGUGAUGUUAAGGUUGCCGAUUUUGGUGUGUCUGCUCAAUUGACAAAGACGAUAUCACGAAGAAAGACAUUUGUUGGAACACCAUUUUGGAUGGCCCCAGAGGUUAUUCAGAACUCAGAAGGUUACAAUGAGAAGGCUGAUAUAUGGUCCAUGGGCAUAACUGCAAUUGAAAUGGCCAAAGGAGAGCCUCCCCUUGCCGAUCUCCACCCCAUGAGAGUUCUUUUUAUAAUACCCCGGGAAAAUCCACCUCAGCUGGAUGAACAUUUCUCACGUCCCAUGAAAGAAUUUGUUUCUUUGUGUUUGCGGAAAGUUCCUACCGAGAGGCCUAAUGCCAAAGAACUAUUGAAACACAGGUUUAUCAGAAAUGCUAGGAGAAGUCCCAGGCUUCUUGAAAGAAUAAGAGAACGUCCGAAGUAUCAUGUAAAGGAAGAUGUUGAAAAUGUUAGAAAUGGUCUCAGAGCUUUUGCUGAAGGAUCCGGCACUGUUAAGGUGACCAAAGAGCCAAGAAAAGAAGAAACUGUUCGAGCCAGUAAUCAGGGAAAAACAUUAAGGAAUGCUGGAUGGGACUUCAGUAUUGGAGGAUCACAGAGUACUGGAACGGUUCGAAGUGCGGUGAGACUACCUCCAGUGAGGGCAAAACGUGAAGAAAAUAUAAAUAACGAGGCUAGUCCUAGAAGACCUUCUGAUGGUGACAACCAAUGGGUAUCUGCAUCAGGAAAUGGACUGUAUGAAUCAUCAGAAGUUUCCCUUGGGAGAUACUCCAGAGAUGAGGAAAAACAAAAUAAUUUUCAUGAAUAUGAAGAUGGAUCUUCUACUGGAUCAGGAACUGUUGUUGUAAGAUCUCCCAGAGGAAAUCAGUCACCAUUUCGCAGUGAUCAAAGCACUCUUUCUGGCAGCACAUAUGCCUCUUUUGAGGAUGCCUCUACUAGUGGGACUAUUGUUGUUCGUGGCCAACGUGAUGACCCAGAAUCUCCUCGAACUCCCAAGUCAAAACUUGGGAUGCCAGAAAGAAGUUCUACCUCCUCUUUUGAAGACAGUGCUACUAACUUGUCUGAGGCAAGGGCAGCAAUGCAAAAAGGUUUGAGGAAAGGUUUUACUCGGGAAAGGCCUGCUGUGAACAAAGCCAGUAAAGAUAUGCAGGAAAACAGAAGAACCGACCAAUUGUCAAAUAAUUCUGAAUCUCCUAGUCGUGAAUACCUAGAUGCUCAGAAAUCUUUCUUGAGGUCACGCCCAACAAGUGAUGAUGAGGAAAAUGCAAAGUUUUCGGUUGUGACAUCAUCUGCUUCAUUGUCUGCCCUGCUCAUCCCUUCAGUGAAGGAGGUAGUUGCUGAUGAUUCAGAAGGGUGUGCUCUUGCUGUAAGAAAUGCCCUUAUUGAUAUGGAGCGGACAAAGCCUGGUUCUUCCGAAGUUCUAGUCAACAGGCUACUUCAUCGGCUUGGAAGUUCGAGGGAUCCUUCAUUAAAGGAUCUGCAGGAGUUGGCAGUCCACAUCUUUUCAACAAGUGAGAAAGCUCUAGAUCAUAGUCAGAAUGAUGCUGAUAGCAAGAAGAAAAUACAGAGCAAAGAGUUCCUUUCCAAUCCUAAUAUAAGCCCUCUGGCGAGAUUUCUGCUUUCAAGAUGGCAUGGCCAAGCUUCUCACGACCUGAAUCCGACAUAGGAAGACAUUUUGGCCAUAUUUGCACAUAGGCAUUUUGUUGUGCUUUUCUCUACACAAAUUAUUCUUGAUGAUGUACAUAACAAGCUAAGGUUUUCUUUUUUCUUUUUUCUUUUUAGUUUCCUUUUUAUCAUUAUUUUUUCUACUCAACAAAUAUAUUUUUUUUGUUCAGUUUAAGCUAGCCUUGUAUUGCAUUCUUAAUAUAGAUCUAUUGUUGAUGUAUAUGUUUGCACAACAGAUGGUCGAAGUAUCUUGUAACACUUUAGAGGUUAUCUGUCUAAAACUACGAGUUUGACCUGGA